AUGGAGCUGGACCAGGCCAUAUCGCUGUGGCGCGGCCGCGCUGCCGACGCUGUGUUGCUGGGUGCGUCAUCUUCUGUCGCCAAAGAUGGAAGUCGCCUGGUUCUGUUGACUUCGGCGGAAGAUGUACGCGAGAUCAGCGCUCCUACGCGAAAAUGCAUCAACCACUGGACCUUCCGUGCUGGCAGUGUCCAUGCGCUGCAUGUGGCCGCAGCACGUCAUCCGCACUCGCGUGUAUUCUUCGGUGUAUGCGGCGCUCCAGGCGUAGGCGCCAGUAAGAAAGCGCGCCAGGCUAGACGUCAGGAGGCCAAUAAGACGACAGCCUCACCGGCCAACGAAGGCCUCGCCGUCUGGCGCGACACGGAUCUGGACGUUGCUAAAUGGCGCCGCUCACCGCUGCAGUCAACCUCGAAGGCCUUUGCACUGUUGGUGCACUCGAAGCUGAAAGAGGAGGUCGUCGUGAGGACUACACAGUGA
Messenger RNA from Phytophthora infestans T30-4, 474 nucleotides. RefSeq lists its product as uncharacterized. The record is from RefSeq and is a predicted model, not a curated record. Lineage: Eukaryota; Oomycota; Peronosporomycetes; Peronosporales; Peronosporaceae. The transcript has 2 exons. The coding region runs from base 1 to 474 and encodes 157 amino acids.